Messenger RNA from Leptidea sinapis, 6392 nucleotides. RefSeq names its product interference hedgehog-like (gene boi). Lineage: Eukaryota; Metazoa; Arthropoda; Insecta; Lepidoptera; Pieridae. The transcript has 17 exons. The coding region runs from base 152 to 2428 and encodes 758 amino acids. Gene Ontology annotation, cellular component: axon; plasma membrane. Gene Ontology annotation, molecular function: protein binding. Gene Ontology annotation, biological process: cell-cell adhesion; axon guidance. The record is from RefSeq and is a predicted model, not a curated record.
CUGUUAUCCGCCGGUCAUUCGGUUGUGUGUGACAUUUACAAAGUGUUUAAACAAAUGAUUAAUUAGCGUGUUAAAAUACUGUUUGUUUGUGGCAAGAUAUAUGUUAGAAACGUGUGGCUUUUUGACCCAGGAUUGAAAUUGGGUCAUCGCGAUGGUGGGUCGACGUGUUUUUCACCUACUGGCCGUCGCUGCGAUCGGUGUAUUUGCAGAAAUUGAAAUGGAGUUCACAAAAUAUCCUGAGUCGGUGACGGCGCCCGUGGGUGAUGAAGUGACCUUCGAGUGCGCCGUCCGUGUUCCGGGAGAGAGGCUGCAGUGGAGGUGGAAGCCGGCCAACGAUGACAACUGGAAAGAAUGGCAGGAGACUCCAGGGACCAGUCAGAAGGACAGCGUCUCGACCAAGCUGGUGAUUGAAGUUAAAGAGGAUACGCCAGAUGCCCUGUAUCAGUGUAUAGUCUGGUAUGGUGCAAUAAGUUUGGUGUCUGUUCCUGCCCGAUUGUCUAUAGCAAGAAUAGAUUUAAGUCGGAAUACUCCAGAGAAGCGAGUCAUUACAGCACCAUUGCACAACACCGUGGUGUUACACUGCAAGGAGCCUAUAUCUGAACCCCCAGCUAUAUUGACCUGGUGGAAGGAGAACAAAGGCUUGAGAAAACAAUUGGAAACUCCGCACGGGGUUCUUGUGAUAGUCAACGCCAGUCCGGAAGACAACGGCGUCUACGGUUGUAGCGCUACUAACGAGCUGAGUGGUCAGACCGUGGAUCUGCCGGAGAGGACGUACUUGAGGGUCCAGCACGAGGGAAAUGGAGGCGUUAGAUAUCUCGAGACGGAUGAUUUCGUGGGCGUCAAAGAGGAUGGUGUAUUGCUGGCUCCGGUGAGGCCUGAGAAUAACCUGACUCUAUGGUGUGGCGUGGUGGGAACUCCUCCUCCUCAAGUCACGUGGAGUAAGGAGGGCAUGGCCAGCUUGCCACAACGUCGAGAUCAGAUGCUCGUCGUAUCCCCCUUUAAUUCGGAGCAUGAGGGCAUAUAUUCCUGUUCAGCAAACGGCAUUCGUCGUUCGUGGAAAGCGAUCGCGUUACAACCGCCGCACUGGGAAGGUACUGCUAGCAGCGUGAACGCUAGCGAAGGUGGCAGUGCGCACAUUACUUGCGGAAGGUUGUAUGGCCAACCGCAUCCAACGGUGCAUUGGCUACUGAACUCCAAACUUGUGGAAACUGGAAAAGGAAUUAAGGCGACAGAAUCGGAGUUGCACAUAGACGCGGUAGAGAAGCGGCAUGCGGGUAUAGUACAGUGCUUCGCUUGUAACUCACUCGGGUGUGCGUACGACGCGGCGCUUCUCACUGUGGUGCCAGUGCAGAUAUCAGACCAGGAUUAUUCAGCGGAACUUCCGAAGACUAUGCACAUACCAUCACAACCGCCGAAGCGGCACAAUAGGAAAAACUCAAGAAAACAUAAAGCGGUACUCAUAGCACCGUCGCGACCCAACGUGACUCGGCUAUCAGACGAGAGCGUCAUGAUAUCGUGGACUCACUCUAACCAUGGUCUGCCAAUUCAGUUUUAUAAGGUGCAAUACCGUGAAGUAACUAACUCAUCCAGCGUUCAGUGGCACACAGCUAACAACGACAUACCGGCAUACAUACACUCCUACGAGAUUGAAGGACUGGUACCGGACAGAUUUUACAAAUUUCGCAUCGCAGCGGUGUACUCCAACCAGGACAACAAGAUGGGUCGCAGCAGUGCCAAGUUCUACCUGCAGCGAGGUGGUUUCCGCAGUCCCACCACUCCAGUCGUGGACAAGGCGGUCGCGCUGUCUCCGAACACGAUACAACUCAAUUGGACUUGGUCGAGUAAUGGCGGCGUUGAAGCGGAAGGGUUUUACGUCUACUUCAGGGCGGUUUCCACUGCGGGGCCAUACGAAAAGGUGACGGUGGAGGGAUCAUCUCGCAGCGUGAUUCUGAGUCACUUGUCACCUGAUACGGCGUACGAGCUCAAACUGCAGGCCUACUCUGCGCAGGCGCCGUCAGACUUCACUGCUAUACUUGUGGCAAAAACCCAUCGGUCCGUCACAUCAGACGGCCCCAGUACGAGCACGGAGUCUCCGGAAGAGAACGUCAAGGAGAGCAGAGGAUCGCUGGUAACAGCUGGUGGGGCGCUCGGAGCAGCCGCCCUGCUUCUGGUACUGGCCAUCACGCUGCUGCUGUGCAAGUGUCGCAAACCUGCAAAGGAAAAGGCCCCCGCUGAGGUAGCUGGCUCCAACGGCUACAUUCCAGCUAAAGUGCCCAUCACUAUUACUGCCAACCCGAUGCACGCUGAGAGCGGUGAGGCAGGCGUGGAGAUGUCUUUCCUGCACAACAAUAACUGCGGUAACAACGGUAAUAAUGACGACACCUUGCCACAUCCAAGAAAAAACGGACCUCCACGGCAAUAUGUAUAAAACUUACACGUGUUAUUAUCUGUACUAUGUAAAUGUGUAGAGAAACUACCAUUCUGGUAGAAAUGGCUCAGUAGUGACGUGUGAAUGUGAUAGUCUAAGACUUGAAGUGCGCGGAUUAUUGACAGUACAAAAUAUUUAUUUUUAGUUAAGGCAGUGUAGAAGGAGAUAAGUCUUUAUUUAGUCCAUAGACUGAUACUGUAAGCAACAUUAUUAUUUAUUAAAUCUAAUAACGUUACAAGUAUUAGAAUAAGAGAAAUGUAUGUAACUAAUGAAACAAUAAUUAUUAGGCUUAGGCCACACUAUAGUUUUUUUCCCGUGUGCGGUUAACCGCUUUAACCGAAAACCGCUCGAGGCGCACACACCACUAUUAUAAUCCGCGAAACCACCCAUGAUUUUUACAAUUCGAAAAUGGCUUUCAAAAGAACAAUGUAUUGUUGCUUUGAUACUAAGAAUCAGAAAAGAUCACGUUUACGAAAAUUUCGCAAAUAUUCGGUCCAUCCACUAACUAGCUGGCUUACUAGCUGGCUAACUAGCUGGCUAACUAGCCAUAGAACAGAACCUCUAUUCUUACUCUGUUCUUUCACAAGACAUAGAAUUUUAAGAGAACAUCCAGAUAAAUUUUUCUAUUACUAUCGGAUGUCAGUAGCCAGCUUCUAUAAAAUUUUGCACAACGCGUGCGACCAUACAUCACCUUCAAGGAUACAAGAUUGUGAUUCUGGGAUAAACUUUCGUACUCUGCAUUCAACACAGACUUCGUCUCGGUUGACGACAUAAUUUCAAUGGCACGAAAACACGACAAUUCUUGCCGAAUACUAGGUAAAAACCGCACUAAGUUCUAUGAUUGACAAAUUUUGCGGCGGUUUUUUUCAUAUUUGCAACAUAUCACGGUUUUACAAUCAGCUGAGGAAUAAACCACCAAGUGCGGCCGCUUGUAUUCGUUUUCUUGUUUCAUAAACUCACACGGUUAAAAACCGCUGCGGCUUAACCGUAGUGUGGUCUAGGCCUAAUGUUGGAAAUAUUUCAAAUUAUUGUUUUUUAAAAGAGCAGUUAAAAUAAUGAGAUAUUAUUAAAUUAGAUAAGUAUUAAUAAUUUUUUGUUACGAUAUUGUAUAUAUUAUUUAGUAUUUAUAUUAAUAAUUUAUACUUAGAUCUGAGACGAUAUUUUUAGAUGACAUUCCCAGUUUUUAUAUAGAAUGAAUAACGUAAUUGCUGCCCAUUAAGAGUUCACAGAUGUCACUAAUUAGCUAGAAAUGGUUAGUGUAAUAUCGCAAAAUGAGCAGUAUUUUAUUAAUUUAUCAUAAGUCAUUUCGAAUGAUUGUAGUUAAAUAUGGCGGAUUUAUAUACUUUAUAACGAAAAUAACACGGUAAAUUAUGAUAAUAUGAGCGACUCAAAACAAUAAGUAUUUAUCGAUGUUAAAUUUUAUUAUAAAAAAGGAGACAUUUAUACUUUAAUGGAGAAAAAAUCGCAUGUACUUUAGUUUUUAGCUUCUUUCAAAUGUUUAUAUACUCAAAUAUCAUUAACCCUCCGUUCAAGAACCGCACAGACCACCAUAAAAAUAGACUUUUUUGUUAGACUAAAUUUCAUAUGUGUAGAAAAUUUACAAUUGCUAUAAUCGAUUAUCGAAACAUCGAUUAGAUAAUAUUAUUUCAUUAAAAUUUCGAGCAUCUCUGAAAAACAAAAAAAUUCGAUUUGACCUCUAUUCUAAUAUCGGUCGAGAUGACGUUUAGUUCAAAAUGAAAUGUCAUUUGCUAACAAAUUUGACAAAUGUUACACUAAAGUCGAACGAUAUGAUAGUUGGGGCCGAUUCUAGUUUGUCUCUGAAAUAAAAAAAAACUAUGACAGAUGCCCGAAAGCUUUUCAUUACCGCCAUUAUCGGUUAGAAUAUAUGGUGGUCGUAAUAUGCUGCUCCCGAAUGCAUCACGGAGACUUAUGGUAUGUGGGUUAGAUAAAGUAGUAUAUGGAACUGUACAUAAUUAGGCAUUAAAACCCUCGUGUUUAAGUACAGUCACAGAAACUACAAAUAAAUCCAUUUUGUUUUGUCCAAGUAAAAUAUUGUUCUUUUUUUUAUUAAAUUCUAUAAAAGUAUAAAGUAUUUAAAUUCGCCAUUAACAUUAUUUAAAAAAUAGAUUAUACAUAUAAUAGUCCUUAAGUAGUUUAGUGUUACCUGAUAUGUGGUAGUAUUUGGUAUUUUGGCACGGUACUUAAGUCUGAACAUGCCAAUAUUUUUGCAUUUAUAGAAUGGUUGUGAUUCAGACGAUUAUACAACAAUUACUGUGAUAAUACGAAAAAAUCUAUCGAUUGAAUAAAAGAAAAGACUUAACUACUACUACUACUACUAAAGUUUAACUAGUAAGCAAUAUUAUGUUAAAUGCCAAAUAGUGUUCGAAAAAUCUAAAAAAUCGAUCCAUAGUUCCAUAAAUCAGUCGUCACAACACAAAGCAUUGGGCCUCGGAGCAGUAAUAUAAAGCCUAGAGAGCUCGCAUUUAAUUGAACAUUUUAUAAGUAGUAGUAUUCUCUCAUCCAAUACACCUAGUAGUGCGACAGAACGAGACGACAUGCGGCAAUCCACUUCAAUUCAAAUCCAUAUAUGGCCGUUUUUUAUACCAGCAAGAAGGUAGUGCUGGCCACUAUAAUAUCGACAAUAUAUCGAUAAAUAAAAAGGUGUGAAUAUAAGAAAUAAAGAAACAUACUGUUGGGUUAAAUUAUAUAUAUUAAGAGUCCUCCGACUUUCUUCAUACAAAGUUCAAGUCAACCUGCCGAUACAUUUUGACGUGAAAGGAUAAACAAACACAUUUUGUAAUAUUAAGAUUGAAAUUAUGGAUUACAGGGAAAAAGUCUUUCUUUGCUUGUCCAAUUGUAAAUACUGCAAUAAACACAGUUAAUACGUAAUUUACGUUAUAAUAAUCUAUCUUUCCACUAAUUUACAUUCUAUAAUAUUAGCUACAUGUGGGUAUUAUUAUUAAGCCCUAUACAUAUUAUGCAUUUUACAUUUAAACUAUAUACAGUGUACAACAAUCACUCAAAACUAAACAUUAGAAUGUUAAACCUCUAGAUGACACCCGUAUAAAAAAAUUGAAGAAAGAUUAUUGUAAAAGAGAAAGCUGGUGCAAUUUUGCGUUUCAAUGAUUUGCACUUUUGCUGCAAGACUUUUAAUUUUUGAGCCGUUGUGAAAAGGUUUUUGAUUGUUUCACUAUAAUCUUCUUAAGUAUCUUUUUUCGAGGAGUGUUAUUAAAACGCGACUCAGUAAAUUAUUUAGCAGUAACAGGCGGUGCACACGAAUCUCUUAACGUUGAUGGUUAAUCUACAGCAUACCUUCUUUGUGAGUAUUUCAUUUUAUUUCUGGCCAACUUUGAAGAUUCCUGAAAUUCAAAAACCUUAUAAUAGGUACCUAUACAAACAAUAAUAUUUUGUGUACAAAAAUCUAUGUUUAUUUAUAGCAGUUGCACAAGUAGUUUUCAAAUAAAUAAAAUUUUUCAACAUCAAAAUGACGAAAACACAAUAAUUUUGGCUCUGUUUGUUUAUUCCUGUUAACUUUCGGAAGGACUGAAUCAAUUUUGGUUUCGGUCAAAUAAUACCUAUCUAUAAAUAAUAGAUACCUGUAAUAAAUAAAAAAAAUACAGUUGACAAAAAUGAUAGGUGGCGUUUAUUUUCAACAAGAUCUAUUAAUAUGGUGCUUAUUUUAUAUUAUUAUAUUGUCAGCACCGCAUCUCUGCAAUGAACUUUUCUUCUCUUGUCCUCCAUUUAAGAAAUUGAAGCAAUAUGCUUUACAUUUUUAUGUAUCAAGAAAAGGCUGAAAUAUUAAGAGUCAAAAAUAUUUGAAUUUAUUGGAACAUAUUUUGCAUAUUCGUACUUUAUGUACGUAACCAUUUCAACAAACGCAAACCCGAGAUUAAAAUACUUUCAACGACACGAACUUGUUUUAUUGUGUUUUUCUAAUAUUAAAAUAAAUUAUAUAAUAAUUAAA